Molecule: messenger RNA, 3003 nt
Organism: Scomber japonicus (chub mackerel)
Lineage: Eukaryota; Metazoa; Chordata; Actinopteri; Scombriformes; Scombridae
Gene: gmps
Product: guanine monophosphate synthase
Exons: 16
Coding region: 220-2292 (690 amino acids)
Biological process (GO): GMP biosynthetic process
Cellular component (GO): cytosol
Molecular function (GO): GMP synthase activity; ATP binding; GMP synthase (glutamine-hydrolyzing) activity
Source: RefSeq, a predicted model, not a curated record
ACUGUGAAAGUUAUUCUUCAGCCGGAGGAGCCAGUGACAGCCUAAUCUGCUUUUUAAACAGUAGUCGGCGUGCUGAGGCAGGAGCUAACCUCUCUCUCUCUCUCUCUCUCUCUCUCUCUCUCUCUCUCUCUCUCUCUCUCUCUCUCUCUCUCUCUCUCUCUCUGUCUGUGGGACAUCGAGGCAAAGGGGAGAGCUCACAACACAACACGGCGGUCCUCCAUGGCUCUGUGCAACGGAGACAGCAAGCUGGAGAUCAGCAGCGCAGAGCAGAAUGGAUCAUGUGAGGGGGCGGUGGCGAUCCUGGAUGCAGGGGCCCAGUAUGGCAAGGUGAUUGACAGGCGGGUGAGAGAACUGUGUGUACGCUCUGAGAUCCUCCCCUUGGAGACCCCAGCCUUUGCUAUCAGAGAACAGGGCUACAGGGCAAUCAUCAUUUCAGGAGGCCCUGCCUCUGUGUAUGCAGAAGAUGCACCCUGGUUCGACCCUGCCAUAUUCACUAUAGGAAAGCCUGUCCUAGGGAUUUGCUAUGGCAUGCAGAUGAUGAAUAAAGUUUUUGGAGGCACAGUGCACAAAAAGAGUGUAAGGGAAGAUGGAGUGUUCAGUAUUGGACUGGACAACACUUGCUCCCUCUACAGAGGCCUUCAGAAGGAGGAACUGGUCCUGCUGACCCACGGAGACAGUGUGGAUAAAGUGGCUGAUGGCUUUAAAGUGGUGGCCCAAUCAGGGAAUAUCAUUGCCGGGAUUGCCAACGAACAGAAGAAGCUGUAUGGGACACAGUUUCAUCCUGAAGUGGACUUGACAGAGAAAGGCAUGGAGAUGCUGCGUAACUUCCUCUUUGAGAUUGCGGGAUGUACGAGUAACUUCACCGUACAGAACCGCCAACAGGCCUGCAUCAACGACAUCAGAGAAAAAGUAGACAAGUCUAAAGUGCUGGUGCUGCUGAGUGGCGGCGUGGACUCGACAGUUUGCACAGCCCUCCUCAACAAAGCCCUGAACCAGGAUCAGGUUAUUGCAGUUCACAUUGACAACGGCUUUAUGAGGAAGAGAGAGAGCCAGAGUGUGGAAGAAGCCCUCACCAAACUGGGCAUCAAACUCAAAGUGGUCAAUGCAGCUCACACUUUCUACAACGGAACAACAACACUUCCCAUCUCUGAGGAGGACAGGACGCCCCGGAAGCGCAUCAGCAAGACCUUGAAUAUGACCACCAACCCUGAGGAGAAAAGGAAAAUCAUUGGAGAUACAUUUGUCAAGGUGGCAAAUGAAGUGAUAGGAGAGAUGAAUCUGAAGCCAGAAGAGGUUUUCCUGGCCCAGGGUACCUUGAGGCCCGACCUCAUUGAGAGCGCCUCUCAUCUCGCCAGCGGCAAGGCGGAGGUCAUCAAAACACACCACAACGACACCGAGCUCAUCCGCAAACUCCGAGAUGAGGGCAAAGUAAUCGAACCACUGAAAGAUUUCCAUAAAGAUGAGGUCAGAGCACUGGGGAGGGAGCUGGGCCUGCCAGAGGAGAUCGUCUCUCGACACCCUUUUCCUGGUCCUGGUUUGUCCAUCAGGGUGAUUUGUGCAGAGGAGCCAUACAUCUGUAAGGACUUUGCUGAGACAAACAACAUCCUUAAAAUCAUCACAGACUUCUCUGCAAGUGUCAAAAAGCCCCACGCCUUGCUGCAGAGAGUCAAGUCGUGCAUAUCGGACGAGGAGGAGGAGAAGCUCAUGCAGAUCACCAGCCUUCAUUCACUCAAUGCCUUCCUGCUGCCCAUCAAAACUGUCGGCGUCCAGGGUGACUGCCGGUCCUACAGUUACGUGUGCGGUGUCACAAGUAAAGAAUCUCCACACUGGGAAUCUCUCAUGUUCCUGGCCAGACUCAUCCCUCGCAUGUGCCAUAGCAUCAAUAGAGUUGUGUAUGUAUUUGGGUCCCACGUGAAAGAGCCACCAACAGACAUUACCCCAACCUUCCUGACCACAGGCGUUCUGAGCACGCUCAGACAGGCGGACUUUGUAGCUCACUCUAUCCUCAGAGAGUCUGGCUACUCCGGUAAGAUCAGCCAGAUGCCGGUCAUCCUGACCCCCCUGCACUUUGACCGUGACCCACUGCAAAAGCAGCCAUCCUGCCGGCGCUCUGUGGUUGUCCGCACCUUCAUUACCAGCGACUUCAUGACUGGCAUCCCCGCCAUGCCGGGCAACCAUAUCCCUGAGGAGGUGGUACUGAAGAUGGUGAAUGAGAUCAAGAAGAUCCCAGGAAUCUCCAGAGUCAUGUAUGAUCUGACCUCCAAACCACCUGGCACCACAGAGUGGGAAUAAACAACAUGACGUGGCACCGAUAGGACACCCACUCACACAAUGCACAAACACACUCAACAGAUAUCAAAGAGGGCUGGUGAACUCCCCCCCUCUUUUCUGUCCUUCCUCCCUUCCUACUUUCCUCUUCCUCCUCCUCCUCCUCCUCUUCCCUCUUGUACCUUCCUCCCUCUCAUCAACAUUCCCAUGGAAGGCAGACCGUACUGUGACGGGCGCACACGCAAAGGCGCUACUACUCUGCUCUCCCCACCACUCCUACCUGGUCUUAAUAUUUUUGGCGAUAGGGAUCGAUUAAUGUUGGUUAUUGAUAAUAUAUUGACUUUGUUUCAUUUCCAUGUAAAACAGUUGUAUUUCCUCUUAUGAUAAAAAGGUAAAAUUGCUGCUUCCUGUUGUGAGGUCAAUUAUUAAAGGCAAGUGGCCAGAUGCUGUGAACGUACAGAAAGUAGACUUUGUCGUGCCUCAGGUUGCAUUGUGGGAUGAGCAAAGCGUGAGAACAAAAGUGUCAAAAAAAGAAAGACUAGCGGAAGGAGGGUUCUGAAAAUUUUCAGCAAUUGUUUUCUGCCUUUUUUUUUUGGAAUGUUUUUGUUUUACUGUUGUCAGUCAGAAUGUCCUCAGCCUAAGACUAUCCUCUCUAUUUGUUCAUUUUCACUUUCUGCCUGUAUACUGUGCUAUGAAGAAGGUUGUCUGCGCAAAGCAAAACUGACCAGACAAAAC